Physella acuta is the source of this 2611-nucleotide messenger RNA. RefSeq names its product dynein axonemal assembly factor 1. Gene Ontology annotation, molecular function: protein binding; dynein complex binding. The record is from RefSeq and is a predicted model, not a curated record. Gene Ontology annotation, biological process: axoneme assembly. NCBI's taxonomy places the organism in Eukaryota, Metazoa, Mollusca, Gastropoda, Physidae. Gene Ontology annotation, cellular component: axoneme.
GUAACGCUUGUUGUGUUGAGUUUGAAAUACUUUCACUUUGGCUGUAAGCUUUUGAAACCGCACACUUAAAUACGUUUAUCAUUUAAAGAGGAAAAGGUGAAAUGUGGUUAGAUUUUAUAUGAACAAGGAAUAAUUUAUAUACAUCAAGUAACAUUUAUAAAGUCGACACUUAAAAUGCCAUUAAUUGAAGUACUAUCUGAGUCGUAUAAUGAAGUGAACAACUCAAAUAUUCAGUCCGUUCAAAUAGAGCCAACAACUGUAGACAACCAACUACCACAGUCUGCACCACUUAUAACUACAUUAGACUCAACUGUGGAGGUCACGGAUAAUGGGAAAGUUAUCGUACAUGAUGAAGAGAACAACAAUCUUCAAAUUGAUGAGAUAACAGAAACCCAUGAAGUUCCCAUAAACAAUACUAUUAAAGUGGAAGAAAAGGAUAACAAAAAUGAAUCAGAAAAAAAGAAAUAUCCCAGUGUUUUGACUGAGAAGUUUUUAAAGAAACACUGCAAAGAUUUGAAACUCUAUCAAACUCCAGAACUUAAUGAUGUUCUCUACCUUCAUUACAAAGGUAUUUAUCAAAUUGAAAACCUUGAGGCUUACACUGGCUUGAAAUGCUUGUGGCUAGAGUGUAAUGGCAUCAGCACCAUAGAGAACCUGGACAAACAGACAGAGCUGAGGUGCCUUUACUUGCAUCAGAACCUCAUUGGCAAGUUGGAGAAUCUGCAAGCUCUGCAAAAGCUGGACAACCUCAAUGUCUCACACAAUAUCAUUAAAAGGAUUGAACACAUCUCUUGUUUGCCAGUGUUAAACACAUUAAAUAUAUCCCAUAAUAAGCUUCAGACAGCUGAUGAUCUGGCUGAGCUGGUCCAUUGUCCGAACCUGUCCAUUUUAGAUGUAUCAUACAAUCACAUUGAUGACGUUAAUGUUGUAGACGAGGUUUUCGUUAACAUGAAAAAUCUAAGGGUUCUUAAUUUGUCAGGCAAUCCAGUUACACAGAAUAUAAAAUUCUAUCGAAAGACAUUAACUGUCAAAUUGAAAAACCUUCAAUACCUAGACGACAGGCCAGUAUUUCCUAAAGACAGGGCUUGUGCUGAAGCUUGGGCAGAGGGUGGUCUAGAAGCUGAGAAGAUGGAGAGGGAGAAAUGGGCAACUAAAGAGCAUCAAAAAUUGACAGAAAGUGUUGAUGCACUCUUAAAGUUGAGAAAAACAACACUUGCAAAGAAAAUACAAAAUGAACUCAAUGAGAAAAACCAAAGGGAAGGCAACUCUGAAAAAGUUGAAGUGGAUGAAGAAUCAAUAGACUGGCUCUAUGGAACAUACAAACUCAAGGGGGAUGAUACAGUGUACAAAAGAUCUGAAGAUGUCAGUGAGAGAAAAAGAUUAAAUGAUGAGCAAACUGAUGAACAAUCAGAAGAUCAAAAUACAGAAAACACAGAUGCCAAGCCAAAGGAAAAUGUUCCCGGUGAAGAGAUGGAAGUCAUUGAAGUUAAAAUAAAGGCAAAAGAGGAUAAUGAGGAGGAUAGUGGAAUAUUCUCACAUCGUGAUGACAAACCACGAGGACUUCUUAUCACAGAUAAUGAAAAAGAAGAUGCUGAUGGAUUUGAGGACCUUCCAGAUCUAGAAGAUUAUGAACAAACAAAUGCUGACACAGAAGAUAAACCUUACCGGCCCAUCAUUGAAAUUCUAAACGACGAUGAAGAAGAGAAUCAGGAUCAAGUCAACAGUCAUGUUCUCUCAAAGAAGAAAGUUUUAAUUGAAGAUAUCACAGUUUCUAUAUCUGACAGUAAUUUAACAGACAAUGACACCACAGAUUCACCACAAGCUGUCAAUGAAAACCUUAUUGAUUUCACACAGCUAAGCAAUAAAUGCGUUUCCCCAAAUCAUAGUGAAGACACCAAUGAAUCUACCAAAAUUUUGAUUACUGAAAUGGAGGAAGAAAGUAAUGAGAAUAACUCACCAGAUAAUGUACAAAAUAAAUAUAUUUUGUCAAGCCAAGAAGAUGCAUCUGUUGCUCGGCCCUCUGAUAAAGUUUCUGAAGAUUUGCUUGGUGCUCUAAGUUCAAUAGCAGAUUCCAAAGUCAGCAAAGAUGGGGUAAUUGACUUUUCAACCCCCGCAGGGCUGAUAAAUGGUGAUGAUGAUGACGAUGAAGGGGAGAAGAGGGUGUUUGAUGAGGAGCUUGAAGGCUUAGAUUGAAAGUUAAGAUCCAGUUUAUCUCAAUUGUAUCAACUUAAAUUUGAUAAUUACUAUUUAUAACAGACUGUAAAAAAAUAAACCACAAACAUUAAUUUUUGGGAAGUCUGAACAAAUUUAGUACAGGCUAAAAUGCACCACCUUUAAGAUAUCAAUACUCCUAAUAUAAUUAAGUUAUAAAUUUAAUGAAUAAAAACAAUCCGAUACUUUAAGUUUUAUUGGUAUAUAUUUUUUAAUGCUGCAUCCAUAAUUUUUACGUGAAGGUUUUCAGUGAUGUGAAAGUAUAUGGUACAAGUUUUUGUGUGGUCCCAUAAUGCUUUACAAUAGUUAAUGCAUUCUUAUAAGAUAUUUUAAAAUCUUUCUUAUUAUUUUAAAUCACUUUUUUGUGUUCAGAAUGUCAGUUCAAUAAAUAAAUUAUCAA